Messenger RNA from Coccomyxa subellipsoidea C-169, 1155 nucleotides. RefSeq lists its product as hypothetical. The record is from RefSeq and is a predicted model, not a curated record. Bases 1 to 1155 code for a protein of 384 amino acids. Gene Ontology annotation, cellular component: chloroplast envelope. Lineage: Eukaryota; Viridiplantae; Chlorophyta; Trebouxiophyceae; Coccomyxaceae. The transcript is spliced from 5 exons.
AUGCAGUCUCUAGACACUACAAAAGAGCCUGAAUACAGGAUCGCGUUGAGAGGUAUCAGGGCAACACUGCUCAAGAAUUAUCUGCCAUUUGCUUUUUUUGUGGCUUUGACGAUCGCCCUGGCCUGGCCCCUUCCAGGCCAAAAGGUUUUAAUCCCUGUGGUCAAGGAUGUGCACGUCGUCACAUUUAUAAACAUCUGCACAGUGUUUCUCAUCUCUGGCCUCACACUGCGCACUGAUGAGCUGAAGCAAGCUCUCACCCGGCGCACCUUGUUGGGCACAGUGUCUGGGUUUAUCUCAAUCCUUGGUGUCACACCGUUAUUAGGAUGGGCGACCAUCAAGCUUCCAUUCACUCCUGUGGCCUUUGCCACCGGCCUCACUAUCUUCUGCCUCAUGCCGACAACUCUGGGAGUAGGAGUGUCGCUUGUGACAUCGGCAAAGGGCAAUGUGGCGCAGGCCAUUCUCCUAACGGUGGGCACCAAUGUUUUGGGGGUAGUGCUAAUUCCACUGUGGCUCAAGGCGAUUCUGCCCUCGGCCGGCGACGCCGGAUUGGACGGCUUGGACAUCAGCUACGCAGACAUCUUUGUGAAACUACUCAUCUCCUCCCUCGUGCCCACCGUCAUCGGCAAGCUCGCGCGCGACUUCAUCCCGGCAGUCACGCGCUUUGUGAAGGCCCACAAGACCUUCCUUUCAUUAGUCAACAACACCAGCCUCGCCAUGAUCAUCUGGCAGACCAUCUCCAGCGGCCAGAAGGCCAUCGUGGAAUCUGAUGUCGGCACCUUCCUCUGCGUCAUCGUCUCAGCCUGCAUCAUCCACUUCAUUUACCUCGUCUUCAACACGGCGGUUGUGUGCGCCAUGCGCGUGCCGCUACCGGAGGCGGUAUCUGUCGUGAUAAUGGCGUCGCAGAAGAGCGCGCCGGUUGCUGUGACGGUAAUCACAUACAUCGCGCGCGACACAGCGCUGCAGGGAGUGUUGGCGGUGCCCUGCGUGGUGGGCCAGCUGAUUCAAAUCUUUGUGGGACAGCCGCUGGCGAAUUACCUGGCCGGCCGCAUCGAGCGGUGGCGCGCGGCGCAGCCGCCGCGGCCGGACGAGUCCGACGUGAAGCUGCCGCCUGAUAAUGCGAGCUCUGCAAAAAUUGACAACGCGGCAAAGGUCUAA